AUGAAGUUCCCUGUGGUUUUCAUAUAUGAAGAUUACAAAUACUACGAAUGCUACAAUAUGGACUAUUGCAGUGACAUGCAGAGAGUGAAGGACGUCAAGUGUAAGAUUGAAAAAGAUUCUGGCAUUGCCUUUGACCAACAGAAGUUGUUUCUGGUAGUUGGAGAAGAUGAGCAUAUAGGUCUUGAAACUUUGGAGAAAGGAGUUUUUGUAGUUUUACCUUAUCCGAAGGUGGCCACGGUGCCAGAUGAAGAGAUUGGUUGUCAUCUUGGUUCCAGCGGUGGUCUUGACAAUCCAGAGGUGGCCGCGGUGUCAAAAGAGGAGAUUGAUAUUCAUCUUGAUUCCAAUGGUGGUGGUGGUCUUGACAAUUCAGAGGCAGCUCAAGUCACAGACGAGCAAAUUGCAUAUAUUCUUAAUUCUGGUGAUGGGUCUCAAACUCAAACUGUUGAAGUGAAAGUUAUGGCUUGUUCGUUAAUUGAUCGUCAAUCUACUCAUUUUACUGAAGUGGUUGGCGUUUUGGACAACGUGUUAACACUUACACAACAGCUGAGAAAAGUGUUGCAAGGAAUUGGAGCAGAACUGUUGCCCAUUCCUGGAUUUUCGCACAAACUUGAGCGAAAAUUGGGUGGAUAUUAUUAUCCAGCAAGGAGCCAUUGUUGGCGCGCAGAGGACAUCAACCAAAAUGUCAUAGUCGGCGAGUGCUCAGCGGCAAAUCAAAUGGUUCCAGCCUGGGAUCCCACCUCAUUAUAUCUAACCCAAGAAUCAAAUGUUGCAUCAUCAUCAGCAGCAGUCAAUCAGACGAAUGCAUCAGCAUUAGCAGCCAACCAUACAGAUGAUGCAUCAGAAAAAGUAGUCGGCAAUGUAAGAGAAGAACAUAAGAUAGCGGUGAAGGUCGCAAUAGGAAGGAGAAAUCAAUACAUCAUUAAUGUUUAUCCCAGCGACAAGGUCUCCAUUUUGAGACCACGUUUGGCUCAACGAUUGGCUGAAUUGAACAUCCCUAUGCCAGAAACAUAUCACUUCGUCAUUGGCUUGAAUAAAGUCAAUAAUGAAGAGUUGUCGAUCGAUGACUUCGGCCUAAAGAACAACAGGGUAAUAAAACUCAUGAGCAACGACGAGUAA
Molecule: messenger RNA, 1116 nt
Organism: Prunus armeniaca (apricot)
Lineage: Eukaryota; Viridiplantae; Streptophyta; Magnoliopsida; Rosales; Rosaceae
Source: the annotation of a GenBank genome assembly